This is a messenger RNA of Procambarus clarkii (red swamp crayfish), 2701 nucleotides long. The record is from RefSeq and is a predicted model, not a curated record. NCBI's taxonomy places the organism in Eukaryota, Metazoa, Arthropoda, Malacostraca, Decapoda, Cambaridae.
ACCCCGCAGGAAGACCAAGACGUUGAUGAAGAAAGACAAAUACCCGCUGGCUUCGGGUCUCCUACCCGCGGACCCGACCCGGCCCCCGGUCCAGCAGGUGACCCGGGACAUGCGGGACAUGUACAACAUGACCAAUGGCUAUAUGCCCAAUGGCGAUUAUAGCGACUACGGUGAGUGGAGCAACAAGAGAGAUGGGUUUUUGUACACCAGUACGCCCACCUGGGCGGGUGGUACGCCCACCUGGGCGGGUGAAACGCCCACAUCUCACAGUAAACAGACCUGUUGUUAUUACUCAUCAGGAACCAAUUUUUACUGUGGUUGCUUAGCAGGGUACAGCUACGACAGCGCCGCCUACGGAGGUCAGAGUUACCCCUACAUGACGGGCCAGAUGUAUGGAGGCUACGACAUGACUAGGGGGUACUCCCCCACAUCCAGCACGCCCUCCUAUAUGAACGGGUCUUACAGUCCAGCUAUGUAUGCCUCCGCACCUUCCCCCUAUUCUAUGAGCCAGAUGGCGUCAAUGGCGUCCGUGGGUUCGGUGGGUUCCGUAGGGUCGUCAGCUUCCCACUCUCCCACGCCCAUUAAAUCUGAGACGCCCACACUGCCCGUGUCCUCACCAGGGGCCACCAUGCCGCCCUCAGCCACCCACACCUCUGCAGGAGAAUAUCAAAGUGUGAUGAAGCGAGAGUAUGGCGCGGCGGGCCCCGGCCAGCAGGACUUGUCACAGAUGAUAUCUAUGUAUCUUCCGGGGUCCCAAGAACGCCACGAGCAGCAAAAGGCCGUCGCCGCCGCCGCCUACAUGUCCCACGCCCACUAUCACGCCCACGGCGCCGCUUCCCCCGACCAGAUGCCGCCCGCGCCUAUGCCACUCGCCCAUAUGUAAAGCCAAGCCACCAGUGACGCCCGGAGCUUACUUUGCGAGGGGGCGGGAGGGGGUGUUAGCCACAGGGGUGGGGAGUGGUGACCAACCGCCCUUCCCCCCCUUUUAUUCUCCUCCUCUCUCCCCCCUCCCUCCCUCACCCCACCUCUCUCCCCCUUACUAAGGGGUGAUGUUCAUCAACCCGCCCACGGCCGCCCACGUCGCAGUCCCAUGCUGCCUAGCAGAUGACCACCCACACGCCUACCAUGCCCAACACCCGCCGAUCAAUCGACGCCAUCUGUGCAGCAACUCAACCCUCAAGAACAUUCGCCUCUCAUCAUCUUAGAAGCGAAGAGACACCAUGUCCUCCCCACCACAGCUCUCAUGAGUUCGAAACAUGGUCGGACAAGCGUACCCAGACACCCCUCUAAAGAGUCUUUGAGUCUUGGAAGUAAUAGCCAUAUAGGCUCCAGAUUUCACCUAAGUGUCUCUAGGGUCCUGUAUAUCGUCUUAUAUAUUGGAAGAAUCACGAGGAGCAAAGAGGGGUCGAGUCGGCCGCGCAUAUAUAAAGCCCAGUGGUCCUAUACAUAGUCCCUAUAGUGGGUCCAGGGGUGAAUCGAUGGCUAUUAAUGAUCCGGUGGUCCGAGUUUUCGUCCAACGGGGCUUGGCCGGAUAUAUGUACUGCCGGCGUGACUCUGAGGCUCACGUGUGUGUGUAAUCCACCACCAGGCCGGGCGUGAGCCGGCGGUUGGAUUCAGCCGUUAUCCAAAGGGUUCGGGCUUGAUCCAGAGGUGAUCGGGGGUUACAGUAAUUCAGGCUUGAGCCAUGAUUCCUGUAAGGGGUUCAGCCGCUAACAAAACGUAUUCCAGCAGUCCGAAAAAUGGUACAAUGUUUCAGGUAUACCCUGUAAGUCGACAGCGGUCCAUGUGUGGCCCAGAGGUCCUGUAGCGGUCCAUGUGUUGGCCCAGAGGUCCUACAGCGGUCCACGUGAUGUUCAGUGAUCCUACAGCGGUCCAUGUGUUGGCCCAGAGGUCCUACAGCGGUCCACGUGAUGUUCAGUGAUCCUACAGCGGUCCAUGUGUUGGCCCAGAGGUCCUACAGCGGUCCACGUGAUGUUCAGUGGUCCUACAGCGGUCCAAGUGUUACUCAAAACAGCCUAGCUGUGGUCCAGCGCUGGUCCAAUGAACCGGAAAUAAUCCAGUUGUCGCAGAUUUGGGCCAACGCUUCAGCCAUGAACCAGAAAGUUGGGUUCACACCUAAACGUGAGUUUAGGUGUCCAGGUGUUGGUCCAACGCUCCAAAUACUGGUCGAGCGGUUCACAGGUUGGCCCAGCGAUGAAGCCUUUGUCCCCCCCCCCCCAGCCGUUAAAUCGUCGGUCCAACGGUCCCAACUGUUGUUCCAGCGGUUAAAUCAUUGUGUAUCCAACGGUUCAGUCCUUGUUCCAACGGUCCAAUCGCUGGUUCGCCGUUCCGUUGGUCCAGAGGUCUAUAAGCCAAGAACCAAUCCAGUGGUUCCUGCGCCCCCCCCACCCCCCCACCCGACACCGAAGCGGGCAACAGAACAGGACUCUAAAAAAAUAAGAAAAUUAACAAAAAACAUAACAUGUGAUAAUCGCAUAAAGUUAAUGUUACGAGUAAAUAUUAAUAAUUUUAACAGUGAAUUUACAAUGAAAAUCACACAAAAAAAAAGAAUGUUUUUUUGUUUGUUUUUUUGCGGAAAGUGUGUAAGGAAAAUAACCUGAACAGUGUUAAAUGCCACUAUUUAUACUGAGGUUUGUUUGUUUGUUUGUGUGUGUGUGUGUGUGUGUGUGUGUGUGUGUGUGUGUGUGUGUGUGUGUGUGUG